Molecule: messenger RNA, 2659 nt
Organism: Bufo gargarizans (Asiatic toad)
Lineage: Eukaryota; Metazoa; Chordata; Amphibia; Anura; Bufonidae
Gene: MEAK7
Product: MTOR associated protein, eak-7 homolog
Exons: 8
Coding region: 70-1440 (456 amino acids)
Biological process (GO): TOR signaling
Source: RefSeq, a predicted model, not a curated record
GUCGGGGAUUCUGGGCGGGACGUUGGGAGAAGUCGCAGGAGGAGGUUAGAGGCUGAUGUCUCCUCGGUGAUGGGGAACGCGGAGAGCAGCGCCUACCAGAGACGCCUGGCGCGGGUGCCACCCGCAGAGCAGGUCCAGAUAGGGCAUAGCUUCGACAACAUGGCUGCAAAUCCCAGCAAGAAAUGCGUGGGUCUGACGGCGUUCCAGGAUUCCAUUGGGCAUUCCCUUCCGGGCUCCAUGUCUCAGCGCAUUUUUCAUGGGAUGCGGAGUGUCAACAUAACCGGCAAAACCGCGGCGUGCGUUCCGGAGGUGACCAGGGAACAGUUUGUUGUCUUCAUCAUCGACCUCCUGAGAGGGACGGCCGAGGAGAAGAGCGCGGUCAUCCUGCCAAUGAUCGGCGCUGACAGCAGCGAGCAAGUAACGGGGCAGCAAGUUCAGCAGUUCCUGGAGGACUUGAUUGGCUCUGCUGUUCACGCGUUACGGCAGCAGAACGCGCUUUCCGGAUGGAGCCUCGACAACACCCGGGACUGCGCGUCCGGGACCCGCACCCUGGCCACCCAGCUGCUGACACAGCUGCAGAAGCUGAGCGGUGGGCAGUCGCCAGACGCCGCGGAGCUCUCGUCCUUCUCCAGGGCGGCCAUUGAGGACUGGCUCUACAGGGCGCCAAUCAUCUCCACAUUCCUCAGAGUCGCCGUCGCCUCGCCGUUCUCCAUCCUGCGGCAGAAUCUAGAACAGCAGAGAGAUGUCAGCAGCCUGGUGCCGCGCUGCCGCAGAGGGAGGGCGCCCGGCUUCAGCAGCCUCCUGGACCUGCCCGCCAUCAUGUACCUGAACUCCCACCUGCCCUCCGAGAUGCAGCACAAAUGGCGGCUGCUCUUCACCAGCCGGGUCCACGGCGAGAGCUUCUCCCAGCUGUGUGGCCACCUGCUGGACCAGGGACCCAGCCUGCUGGUGCUGAGGGACUCCGGCGGCUGCAUCUUCGGAGGAUUCGCAGCGCAGAACUGGGAGGCGAAGCCGCAGUUCCAGGGUGACAGCAGAUGCUUCCUAUUCACUGUGGCGCCGCUCCUGGACAUCUUCACGUACACAGGAUACAAUGACCACUACAUGUACCUGAACCAUGGCCAGCAGACCAUGCCCAACGGACUGGGUAUGGGGGGGCAGCACGACUAUUUUGGACUUUGGAUUGACAGUAACUUUGGAAAAGGCCACAGCAAAGCGAAACCGCGGUGCACGACAUACAACAGCCCCCAGCUGUCCGCCACAGAGGAAUUCUCCAUAGACUCCAUGGAGGUGUGGGGGCUCGGGGACCUGUCUGAGGAGCUACAGGUUAAGAACAAGAAGAGCAUCCUGGAUGCAGACCCAGAGGCGCAGGCGCUGCUGGAGAUGACGGGACGGACGCGGCAGAGCGAUGGACUCAGGGAUAAAGACGACGAUGAAGCAUAAACUAAGGAGAGGACGGGAGGCCAGAGGGGACUCCAGAUGAAACUCCGGGGCUCAUCCUCCCGACGCCGCCAUUAUUAUUAUUGCCAGCUUUAUUAUGGGCUUCAGGUCCUGCAGUUCAGGCGUUCACCACAAGAUGGCAGCAGAUUCACAUUAACAGGCUAUGGUGCUGCCCCCAGCAGAGCGCGAAGCUCAUCCUCCGCCCCACGUUUACCAGAUUUUAUAGAAGAAAACUUUUAUUACGUAAUUUUUUUCCGAUCCGAUGCUAAUCUCUUGUCCCGCUUCAGGGCUGAAUUUACAGCUUUUAAAAUAAUUUCCUCCACUGGAAACUGUAAUAAAUGAAACGGUGGAAUCUGGCGCCUCUCCCUUAUUCACAUACAGCGCCAACCGCCGUCAUUCUUUUGCAUUUGUUAAAACGUGGCCCCCACUCGUUUACAUUUGGAAUCACAAAUCUGCAAGAUCUCCACCGUCAGAGGAAUCAUUGACAUAAUGGGAAAUAUGGCCGUGUGCGACCCCCUGGAAGCUGGUGAUGUGCCAGUGCCGAUUGACCCGUGGAGGGACCGCCGCAGUCCAGAAGAUUGCUCCCGUCACUGGGACUUCUUCUACCAGUACCGACUGGUUUCAGGCUGCAGUCCACAGGAGCACACUGAGAUCUUGUGGACUGCAGCCAUCAUUAGCGUCUCAGUCUGUGGUCCUUGUGGACUGCAGCCAUCAUUAGCGUCUCAGUCCGUGGUCCUUGUGGACUGCAGCUGUCCCUCCAGUGUUAAAUCCGUAGUCGCAGCUUAUCUGUGUAGCCCAGGGCUAUACGGAGGCUGACGUGUCAGUGGAAGCCAUGCUGCAUUGCACCUCCGUACGUACAGCACAGAAUUUAAGGGGCUCAUUCGUGCGUGCACGAGCCGUCACACUUGGGCGUCCACAUGCGGCAGAAAUGUUGGGUUUACAGAACUUCUGGGGCAUGUGACUAGUCCUACCGCCCCCAGGCCUUAGUGUGGACCCCUCUGGUGUGAUGCUCUGCAGGGCAGGUUCGAUUGACUCCCAGACUCGUUUGUAUUAUUUAAAAAAUAAAUGAUUAGUCUUUAAUUGUAAAUGAAUUGGAAAAUACAAAAAAAAAAAAAAAGACGAUGAUUUCUCCUUCGAGCCAGGAAUCGCUGUCGUCGCGGUUUAGUCUUUCCGGUUUUCAUGCCUGUUAAAUGUUUUCUCCAAUAAAACACAGCAGUGUCGA